Anopheles coustani is the source of this 1504-nucleotide messenger RNA. RefSeq lists its product as uncharacterized. The record is from RefSeq and is a predicted model, not a curated record. The transcript has 5 exons. The coding region runs from base 1 to 1305 and encodes 434 amino acids. NCBI's taxonomy places the organism in Eukaryota, Metazoa, Arthropoda, Insecta, Diptera, Culicidae.
AUGCCCUCCAUUCCGCCACCGCCGAUCCGCGACCUGGAGGGGUUGCUUGCGCCCGUCCUGCCCGCCGGCACGCGGGUGCUCGGCUACGAGGCGGAGUUUCUAACCGCACCCGGAGACAACUACGGCAGCACCAUGCUGGCCAUCGCCGUGCGCACGGCCCCGGAGGACGCUGAACGGAAGGAUCGUGAGCAAACAGACGUGGUCGGGGAAAAUGGCGAACAGGACGACGGGUUGCUCCAUCUGGUGGCGAAGAUGCGGCCGAGCAGUGAGGAGUUUCUUGAAAUUUUCCAAAUCGACACCACCUUCGUGAAGGAGGCGGCCGUCUAUCUGAAGAUCGUGCCGACGCUGCUGGCACUCCAGCGUGAGCAGGGCUUCGACGGCGAGGGCGAGCUGAUCGACGUGUUCUGCCGGUGCUACAACGCGCGGGUGUCGCUCGACCCGGCGGUGGAGAAGGUGGAUGAGGACGGUGUAAUGCUGUUCGAGAACCUGAAGCGAGCCGGCUACGUGACGGCGGACCGUCGCCAAGGUUUCGACCGGCAACUGGCCCGCUUCGUGCUACAGAAAUUGGCUCUCUUCCACGCCAUUCCGAUCGCACUGCGCUACCUAAAGCCGGAAUUGUUUGAGGCGGGCAUACACAAGUAUCUGGUGAAAAUCGACAUCGACGCGGGGCUGAGCGAGGCGACACUGCGCCAGAUGAUGGAUGUGUUCUGGCAGGAUAUUAUACGGACCGGUGUGGAACCGGAGCUAGUCGAACGAGCCCGGGCCAGGAUUGCCGAGUGCCACCAGCGGCAGGCAAAGCUUAUCUCGGACCAGCUGACCGUCUACUGCACGAUGCUACACAACGAUUUGUGGGUUAAUAAUAUGAUGAUCAAAUAUGAUUCUGCCACCGGUAAGCCGAACAGUCUGAAGUUUGUCGACUUCCAGCUCAUCCAGAUGGAUUCCCUCGUACGGGACGUCAUCUUCUUCGUCAUCACGAGCGUCAACGAUGCGGAACUGGAGUCGCAGCUGGAUGGCUACUUCGAACACUACUUUCAGCAUCUCGCCAGCAAUAUGAAACGCCUACAGUUUCCCAAGCUAGAGGAGUUUACGCUGGAGAGUUUCCGGGAGGAAAUCGACCGUGUGGCGCCGUACGAGCUGUACCACAUCGUGUCGAUGCUGCGGGUCGUGCUGGCUCGCAAGGAGUCGAUACCGGACCAGAGCGAGCAGGAUGCGGCCCUGUUCUUCAAUGACAAUCUGGUGGAGGAAGACUACUACCGGCGGCUGGAGGUGACACUUCGAAUCUACGAGCGCAGGGGUUGGAUAUAGGAGGGUUUAGGGAUGAGAUACCGCGGGGCACUGGGACAGCUCAAUUAAACGUAAACAUGGUCUCAAUAGAGGAUUUGAUGUAAAUAUUAUUAAGUAGCUGCGGUGCAAAUGGGAACGAAUGGCCCACAAUGUGCCCUAUUAUUCACGCGAGUCGUAAUCAUAGAGAUGUUGGAUGUGAAAUAUAAUCGAAGACGUUGUU